Molecule: messenger RNA, 5364 nt
Organism: Hemiscyllium ocellatum (epaulette shark)
Lineage: Eukaryota; Metazoa; Chordata; Chondrichthyes; Orectolobiformes; Hemiscylliidae
Gene: clcn3
Product: chloride channel 3
Exons: 14
Coding region: 108-2708 (866 amino acids)
Biological process (GO): transmembrane transport; chloride transport
Cellular component (GO): early endosome; membrane; Golgi apparatus
Molecular function (GO): voltage-gated chloride channel activity
Source: RefSeq, a predicted model, not a curated record
GAGGAGGCGAGCCCCAGCCUCGCGAUGUCAGAGCGUCGAUUCACUCAGUGUGCCAUGACAACAGGAGCCGGGAGGAUAAUAUGCCGAGUAGAUCAUCAAGGUGCUAAAUGGAGUCCGAACAAUUGUUUUCUAGAGGAUAUUACAGGAACAGUUACAAUAGUAUAACCAGUGCAAGUAGUGAUGAAGAACUGCUAGAUGGAGCAGGAGUCAUUAUGGACUUUACAGGAUCGGAGGAUGACAACUUGCUGGAUGGAGAUGUUUCUACAGGAGCCAAUUAUACAAUGACAAAUGGAGGUGGUAUAAACAGCACAACACAUUUGUUGGAUCUUUUGGAUGAACCUAUACCAGGUGUUGGCACAUACGACGACUUCCACACAAUUGACUGGGUACGAGAGAAGUGUAAAGACCGGGAAAGGCACAGAAAGAUUACCAGCAAGAAGAGAGAUUCCGUAUGGGAGUUUAUAAAAAGCCUGUAUGAUGCUUGGUCAGGAUGGCUAGUUGUAACUCUGACUGGUCUGGCAUCAGGUGCCCUGGCUGGUUUGAUAGAUAUUGCUGCAGACUGGAUGACUGAUUUAAAAGAAGGCAUAUGUUUGAGUGCGUUGUGGUUUAAUCAUGAACAAUGCUGCUGGGAUUCAGAUGAACCAACGUUUGAAGCAAGAAAUGAAUGUCCUCAGUGGAAAACAUGGGCUGAAUUAAUAAUUGGACAAGCAGAUGGGCCAGGUUCUUAUAUAAUGAACUACAUUAUGUACAUAUUUUGGGCCUUGGGAUUUGGCUUCCUGGCUGUUUCAUUUGUGAAGGUGUUUGCUCCUUAUGCAUGUGGUUCUGGAAUUCCAGAGAUUAAAACCAUUCUGAGUGGCUUCAUUAUCCGAGGAUACUUGGGCAAGUGGACCUUGCUAAUUAAAACAGUCACACUGGUUUUAGCUGUUGCCUCGGGGCUGAGUCUGGGAAAGGAAGGUCCUCUUGUACAUGUUGCGUGUUGCUGUGGUAAUAUCUUCUCCUACCUAUUCCCAAAAUACAACAAAAACGAGGCAAAGAAACGAGAGGUAUUGUCUGCAGCAUCAGCAGCAGGGGUGUCAGUGGCUUUUGGUGCUCCAAUUGGUGGUGUCCUUUUUAGUUUGGAAGAGGUUAGCUACUAUUUUCCCUUGAAAACUCUUUGGAGAUCAUUUUUUGCCGCAUUAGUGGCAGCCUUCGUCUUGCGCUCUAUUAAUCCUUUUGGAAACAGUCGUCUGGUUCUGUUUUACGUGGAGUAUCACACACCAUGGUAUUUGUUUGAAUUGAUCCCUUUCAUCCUGCUGGGUGUAUUUGGGGGAUUAUGGGGAGCCUUCUUCAUCCGUGCUAACAUUGCUUGGUGUAGACGACGGAAAACCACAAAGUUUGGCAAGUUCCCAGUCCUAGAAGUCAUUGCAGUGACUGUGAUCACUGCAGUGGUUGCCUUUCCUAAUCAGUACACCAGGAAGAACACUAGUGAGUUGAUCAAAGAACUUUUCACUGAUUGUGGGCCUCUAGAAUCUUCACCCCUCUGUGAUUAUCAGACUGAUGCAAAUGUCAGUAAACUGUUGGAUGACAUUCCGGAUCGACCUGCUGGUCAAGGAGUUUAUGAUGCCAUAGGAAAACUGGCAUUGGCACUUAUAUUUAAGAUCAUUAUGACCAUCUUCACAUUUGGAAUUAAGGUACCUUCAGGCCUCUUCAUUCCGAGUAUGGCGAUUGGUGCGAUUGCUGGUAGGAUUGUGGGGAUUGCAGUGGAGCAGCUAGCCUACUAUCACCAUGACUGGUUCAUAUUUAACCAGUGGUGUAAUGUUGGAGCAGACUGUGUCACUCCAGGCCUAUAUGCAAUGGUUGGUGCUGCAGCUUGCUUGGGUGGUGUAACGCGGAUGACCGUUUCCCUCGUGGUAAUUGUAUUUGAGCUGACUGGUGGACUAGAGUACAUUGUUCCUCUCAUGGCAGCUGUAAUGACCAGCAAGUGGGUGGGUGAUGCAUUUGGAAGAGAAGGCAUUUAUGAAUCUCACAUCCGCUUGAAUGGGUAUCCAUUCCUGGAUGCUAAAGAAGAGUUCACUCAUACGACACUCGCUGCGGAUGUGAUGCGGCCUCGGAGAAAUGAGACUCCUCUUUCAGUGCUGACGCAAGACGACAUGACGGUUGAAGACUUAGAAAUGAUGAUUAAUGAAACGACAUACAAUGGCUUUCCUGUUAUUGUAUCAAAAGAAUCUCAAAGACUAGUUGGAUUUGCACUACGAAGAGAUAUAACUAUUGCAUUAGAAAAUGCUAGAAGAAAACAAGAAGGUAUUGUCAGCAGUUCAAGGGUUCACUUUACACAACACGCUCCAACCCUUCCAGCAGACAGUCCACGUCCACUGAAGCUGCGGAGUAUCCUUGACAUGAGCCCUUUCACAGUGACAGAUCAUACACCUAUGGAGAUUGUGGUAGACAUCUUUCGUAAACUGGGCCUGAGACAGUGCCUUGUGACUCACAAUGGGAAUGUCUUGGGGAUCAUCACAAAGAAGAACAUAUUAGAACACCUCGAGCAACUAAAACAGCACGUCGAACCAUUGGCGUCUCCUUGGCAUUAUAACAAAAAAGGACAUCCUUCGUCACAUGGCUCAAAUGGCAGACCAAGAUCCCGAGUCAAUCAUGUUCAACUGAACACUAUAGAGGAGGAUCCUGAGGAAAGUGAGGAAGAGGUCCACCUGCUAAAGAGCACAGCAAUCUAAACACUCAAGAUUUCAGCUCAUCAGCUUGGCAGAGGGAAAUCAAAAAGUGUCUUUUUGAAGUUUAUUAGGCAAUGAAAGCUGCUUUGAUGUAUGAGUUUGACAGGGAUGGCCCACUUCAGUAUUAAAUCUGAUAUCCAUUACUUUCAACAAAAUUCUAUGCCCAAAUAUUUAUUAUUUUUUGAUUAUUGAAUUGUGCAAUGGAAGGCUAAGAUAUAGUGAUGACAGAAAAAUAUUGUAUAGAAGUGAUUAUAUUUCCCACAUCUGAGCUACACUGCUCAUUCAUUGAUUUGUUGGUGUCUCCUGGACAGCACUGAAGCAAGCCAUCUCCUGCACCCACCUCCAAGGUGUUGCAUCUUAAUAUGAAAUAUAUUGGCAGCUCAAAUCUUUGUGGGAGUUUAAGUUCAGUUCUGCUCAUUUUCUGGACCUCUUAACCACUUCUGUACCGGGCAAGCUGGAGGGCCCAGGGAUCUCGCUUUGUACGAACACCUUCGGUGAAGCAGGCAAUUUCCCACAUCAAGAAAAUUCCAGAUAUUGAAUGUAUAUCUGGUCAGAAAAGCACUGAGUGUAAUGUCCAUAUUAAGAACAGACUGUUUAUGAUAUGCACCAAAUGCAAAGGUACGAAACCAAAAUCAGAAGCUUAAGAAAAAACACUUGGCUUACAUUUUGAAAAGACGGAAGAAAUAAUUGGAGACUGAGGUUGGUGGUUUCUGAAGGAAACGAUUUCGUUCCAUCCUAUGUUUUUUUUUUAAACAAGUCUUUUAAGGAAGUUCUGCAUGUCUAUUAAUGAAGAGAGGCUUGAUUUUUGCUUACCUAGAGAUUGAUCCCUUCCCGACAACUUGCAUUCAUGACAGAUGAAUUGUAGCAAUUUCCUAAUUGUCUGUAUGUUAUGUUUGACGGCACAUCUAUCUAAUGAGUUCAGUACAGCACAAGUAAUUGGGUAAGUGUCAGGUUGGGCUAAUAGUAGUAAGUCAUCUCUGUUUUAAUAUUCAUUUACAUCAUUGGAAUUAUUCUAACUGGAACUUUUUCUCUUUGUGUUUUAGAAAGUUGUUUUGCUGAAAUAUUUUUUCAUCCUCAGGCAAGUGUUUUACUGUUGACAUCAAUGAAACUGCCUUGAAUAUGGAUCAAGUUUAGUUUUAAAACUUUGAAUUCACAUUAUUGUGACUACUAAGUUGGAAGUUCUGGCAAUUUUACAAAAUGGUUGGGAUCAUCUGUUUAAACUAAAUUAACUUCAAAUAAUAUGGCUGCAAUACUUUUUGAAGAAAUUGGUCUUUUAAGAUACUUAUUUUACAAGGCAUAUUGUAACUGCAGGUACUUGUUUUUAAGGACUCAUCAGAGAAAUAUAAACUUUCUUGAAAAACAUGUUUCUUAAAUGACUUGAAGUUUGCACUACACUUUCAAAUACUUAAAUUAAAAGGUAGCCUACACUGUCUAUAUACAGAAUUGUUUGAGAGACUGCAACCUGCUGAGCAUUCUUAGCCGACUCGAGCUUGCUUGAGAGAUUAAAAUAUAACCUUGUUGUGAGCUAAUUUCAAAAUAAUCAUAGUUAUCACUAAAUUCCUUCCUUGCACUCAUUAUUCAAUCUGGACUAUUAAUAUAGCAAAGAAAUGUACAAGGUAUCACUAAGCUGAGUAGGAAAAAGAAACAUAGAUUUUAAAUAUCCAAAUAAUGAAAUCAAAGAAUUCAACAAUUUUCUUACAGGGUAUGUAAAAUAUUAUAAGAAGAUUAAAAUGCAGCAUUUUCAGAAAGUGACUGAUUGAUUUUUCAUCUCAUCAUAAUCAAUAACUGAGCAAAUGCUGGAAGUCUAAAAUUAAAAUCAAAAGAUAAGCGAUUUGCAUAUCAGGGGUGUCAGCGGCUGUACAGGGAGAAGGCAAGCUAAUGAAAGGCAUUUCUCCUUGGGGCACAGACAAUUACCAAAUUCAAUUCUGACAAAAUAUUCUGCUUACCAACAUGAUAUAAUACCCCUUUUUUUUAGUAUCGUAGAAUCCCUACAGUGUGGUAGCAGGCCACUCAGCCCAUCAAGUCCAUGCCGUCUCUCUGAAGAGUAUUCCACCCACCCUGUGGGCCCCCACCCCAUCCCUGCAAUCCUGCAUUUCCCAUGGAUAAUCCACCUAGCAAUGUAGCAUGGCCAAUGCAUCUAACCUGAAUGUCUUUGGACUAAAUAUUGAUGUGUUUCUUACACAAUAUGAAAAACAGAAGCAUACCUGUCAGUCCAACAGAUUUGUUCCAUCCUCCAUGCUUUGGACAAGACUUCUCCUGCCCUAUUAGCAGCAUAGCUUAUCCUUCAUCUCUCAAUGCUGUUUGCUUCAAAAACUCCUUACGGUAGCAAGUUUUCUUCUACUCACUGGGUAAAAAAUGACUGUCAUGUAUUCCUGGCAUUUUGUGCUUUUAUGUGGGAACUCGAGCAUCUACUGUAGCUGCCAGGAAGGUAUUAAAGAGCGAGCCUGAGAGAUUGUCGCCCAUGUCCGGUUAUCUGUUGCCAUGCUUUUGGUUAAUGAAGAAUGCUUUGUCUUUGUUAACCUGUGAUGUUGCCUAGAAUUGUAUUUAAUACUGAUCCUGGAUGUUUUUUAUUUAUAUUUGGUGUGUUAGAAUUUCGGAUUCUCAAGGUGAGCUUAAUUAUGGUUACUGUGAAAUUUCAAUUGUAUAAUAUAUUGUAUUA